UUGGGAUGAGAGCCUGCUUCCUUGCUAGUACGAGUUGUAUGUGCAUAGAACAAGGCUAGGGCAGUGCUUCCUUAGCUCAGAGAUGACUGAGGCUGGGGGUUUUAGUGCUCACUGCAGGUGGGAUCCGUGUGAGAAGUCUCUACAACUUCUCUUGUUCAGCUCAGUUAAGAUAGUAGUUAGAGAACAGGAAGAAAGGAUAGCCUGAACUGGUCUGGAUUCAUUCACAUUGUGGAGGGGAAAGCUGUCAGCAGGUUUUAUUGCCUUGUUGGGCCUGUCCUGUAGGAAUGGAACAUUCAGCAGGUAUACGUAAGGGACGGGCAUCUGCCUUGUGGAUGGCAACAGAGGGACAUGCUAAGAAGGCUGCCAUGGAAAUGUUGAAUGGAUCCUUGGUUCCGGGUGAUGGCCUUCGGAAUGAAAGGUCAGACAGCCCCACACCUGGCCUAGUGGAAGGAACAGAACCAGGUGCAGGACAAGACAGUGCCAUGUUUGUCCACACCAGGUCAUAUGAAGACCUUAGUACUGAUGACCAGGGUACAGGAUGUCGGACAUAUUCAGACGGUAGAGCAGAUGAUCUUUCCUGCAUUGAGGAAAUCAGUAAAGACUUCAGUCAGCUGAGCACCCAGUUGACUGGCACAUCCAUUGACAUGGAAGAAGAGUUGAAAGAAAGUGACCUGGAGGAGAAAGAGGAGACAUUUCCGUCCGAGAGAAAGAGGAAGGAAUCCAUUCUCUCAGACAGUGAGGCUGAAGCUCUCUCAGAAUCAUGGCGCUUACAAAAGAAACAUGUUUUUGUACUGAGUGAAGCAGGGAAGCCCAUUUAUACCCGAUACGGGACAGAAGAGGCGUUAUCAAGCACUACAGGAGUUAUGAUGGCUCUCGUCUCAUUUGUGGAGGCAGGAAAGAAUGUCAUUAAGUCCAUUCAUGCAGAUGGCUACAAAGUUGUGUUUGUGCGCCGAAGUCCACUGGUUCUGGUGGCUGUGGCUCAUACUCGUCAAUCUGAACAGGAAAUCGCUCAGGAACUUCUCUACAUCUACUACCAAAUCAUCAGUUUGCUAACAUUAACGCAGCUCACACGCAUCUUCGAGCAGAAACAAAACUAUGAUCUGCGUAGACUGCUAGCAGGCUCUGAGCGCAUCACCAACAACCUCCUGGACAUGAUGGACAGAGACCCUAGUUUUCUGAUGUGUGCGGUACGUUGCCUGCCUUUGCCAUCCUCUGUGAGGGAUAUCAUUAGCUCUAGUCUUCAGCAAGCCAAGGCUAAGAACCUUGUGUUCUCCAUCCUAAUCUCCAGGAACCAGCUUGUGUCCUUAGUUAGGAAGAAGGAUCAGUUCCUUCAUCACAUAGACCUUCACCUUCUCUUCAACCUGAUUAGUUCUUCCACGUCAUUUAGGGAGGGAGAAGCCUGGACACCCAUUUGCCUUCCAAAGUUUAACUCUGCUGGUUUCUUCCAUGCACAUAUCUCCUACCUGGACAAGGAGACUGACCUCUGUUUGCUGCUAAUCUCCACUGACCGGGAGGAUUUCUUCACUAUUUCUGACUGUAAAAAGAAAUUUUUGGAGAGGGUGAAAAGAAGAGGUGCAUAUCAAGCGCUUCAGGAUGCUUUGCGUUUCCCAUCUUACAGUACUGCUCAGGUUGGGAUAGAACAUCUAAGGCACUUCAUCUAUAAAUCAAAGAGUUCUGGACUCUACACAAGCCCAGAAAUUGAACCUCCCUAUGUGACAGAAGAGCAGAAGGAGAGACUGCUGGGAUUGUAUCAGUACUUACACAGCCGAGUGCACAGCUCUUCGAGCCCACUCAAGUACAUCUAUUGUGUGGGGCUUUCAGAGAGCCUCCUUGCAUGGGUAACCAGUGGCUUUGAGCUGUAUCUCUGCUUCAGCCCUCUCGGGACCAAAGUCGAUGCCAUGAAUGCGAUAUCCAAGCUCCUGAGAUGGAUUCGGAAGGAAGAGGACAGGCUUUUCAUACUGAACGCACUAACGUACUGACCCACUCCACAGCGAUGUGAAGUGGUACCCCCUUGUGCACAAAGCCAUAUGUACGACGUACUGACCCAUUCCACAGCGAUGUGAAGUGGUACCCCCUGGUGCACAAAGCCAUAUGUACGCAGCAGAGAGUACACAAAGACAAAGCCAAGCUCUUCUUAUUGACUUUGUGGGGUUUCCUCUGUAAAACAGGCACAUAGGAUUAUCCAGUAACAAAAUACAAAUAAAUGAAUACAUUUACUGACAUGCCUCUUAGCACAUCACACAUUUGCAUGGUCUGUAUGGACAGACAGUUGUCUGUAUGUGUUGACAGACAGACGUACUGUGAGUGCUAGAGAAAGACCCUGAAGACAAGGGUAUUGCUGAUUUCUAAAUACAGUUACUUACUGAUGCACAGUAACACCACAACACGUGCUCUGGCUUGUGGCGUGGAGGGAUGAAGUUAUGAAUAUGGCUCAGCAGGAGAGAUGAUCUUGAGCAUCCAACACCAACUCACUCAUCACCAGGAGGAGGGGGGUUGCUUGACCUACAGCAUUAUCAAAUCCUAAUAGAGACAGGGGGUUAUCUCCCUUCUGCAGGGGCUGUGUUGGUUUGCGCUGUGCUGGGCACUGACUUCUCUGCUGAAGUGGGGAAAAAGGAGGUG
Molecule: messenger RNA, 2619 nt
Organism: Protopterus annectens (West African lungfish)
Lineage: Eukaryota; Metazoa; Chordata; Ceratodontiformes; Protopteridae
Gene: MON1A
Product: MON1 homolog A, secretory trafficking associated
Exons: 6
Coding region: 285-1979 (564 amino acids)
Biological process (GO): protein targeting to vacuole; vesicle-mediated transport
Source: RefSeq, a predicted model, not a curated record